CUCUUUGGUUGGAUUCUCAAAUGCACGUAAUCUUCUCGAAAAUUGUGUUAUUCGAUCAUGCGUGAUUUUUGAAAAGUCACAUUCGACAUGAAGUGCUAAAGGAGGGCAGUAGUGGAUCGGAGGAAGAUCGAUGAUCUGUGAUUGACUUGUACGCCUGGAAAGAGAGAGAGAGAGGGAGCAAGAGAGAGAGGGAGAGAGAGCCGAGCAGAAGUUUCCUGCUGGAUGACACUCGCGCCCCCAGAACUCCGAGAGACGCCAAAGGCUGCAGGUCCAACUUUUUUUUCGUCCUUUCGCUUUUGCAUUCUAGAACCAUGCGUGUGUUGAGUCCUCGGCGACGCGAGUGCAACCAAGUUCUGGUGCGGUUCUAGAGUGUCGGGUGCGGUGGGCUCUCAAAGAGGAGACCAUCUCGGCAGGAGGGGAGGAGGGGUGCACGAGAAGGAUGACUUUAGGGACGGAUAUGUCCGACAGCUCUGCAUUGUCCGAUGAUGUGGACAUUGACGUGGUCGGGGGGGAUCUGUCCGUCGGGAAGGACGGGAAGUACCUGCACCACGAUUUCAACCUGGACUCCGAUGAUAAUUACUCCCAGAACGCCGAGGAAGGGGCGUCCUCGCCGGGCCUGAGCAGCUCCGACUGCCCGGCGGAGCAGAUGGGAAUCGGCGCCGAGGCCGGGGCGGUUCUGGUGGGCGAAAAAGCAAGGAAAAGUGCCCUGGUGAAACCCCCUUACUCCUACAUCGCGCUCAUCACCAUGGCCAUCCUGCAGAGCCCCAAGAAGAGACUCACCCUCAGCGAGAUCUGCGAGUUCAUCAGCAACAGGUUCCCCUACUACCGCGAGAAGUUCCCCGCUUGGCAGAACUCCAUCCGGCACAACCUCUCACUCAACGACUGCUUCGUGAAAAUCCCACGGGAGCCCGGCAACCCCGGCAAGGGCAAUUACUGGACGCUGGACCCGGACUCGGCGGACAUGUUCGACAACGGGAGCUUCUUGCGCAGGAGGAAGCGCUUCAAGAGGAACCAGGGCAACGAGAUCCUGCGGGACGCCGGGGGCUUCCUCCCCGGCUUCGGAUACAGCCCGUACGGAUACAGCUACGGACUUCAGCUGCAGAACUUUCACGCCGCGCACAGCCCGUAUCACCCGCACCACCAUCCGCACGCGGGGGGCUCCUUCCCGUUCCCCAACUCGCCGUGCACCUUGCCCUCGCCCAUCUUCCCCGCCGGGCCCCCUCCUUUGCCCGACCUGAGGAAGCCCUUCUACCCGACCCUGGCGCCCGUCAAGACGGACUCGAGCGCCCCGAGUCGACCGUCCUUCUCCAUCGACAACAUCAUCGGCGCGGCCAACACCGCCGCGUCGUCGUACGGCGCGCAGCCGGCCGGGCAGGCGCACAUCCUGGCCAUGCUCAGCCCGGCCUUGGGCUCGGCUUCCAACCACUUGAGCCUGGCGCAAGACUUGUUACAGCCCGGCACACACGGGCAGCAGACUUUCCCCAGCAAAAACUUGAACACUUGCCCUUUCUGAAGAAGAAAAAAAAAUACUGCCCUGAACUGAACGUAUUUUUCUUACGAAAAAGCCAAAUGUGGUGUGGUCCUAUAUGUGAAGGUAGGCUGAACGUUAUUGGGGGGGCGGGAGGGGGGGGGGGAUAAGUAUUGUGUUUUGACUCCAUAAGAGGGUUUAUUUAUGCUUUGUAAAUAGGUGCAUUUGAAGAAGCAACGAUUCAUUUAAACAGGCCUAUACCCGGCCUCCAUUUUGUGUUGUAAACGAAAAUAACACCUUAAAUUCAACUUGUCACCACGAGGAGUGGGUUUUAACAUUUUUACGUUACAUUUUGUGUUUCUAAUAGUGUGGUGACACAUGAAACAGACAACUCAGGUUUUAAACUUAGAAAAGCAAAGGAAAAAAAAAUAGCAGCACCCCCAAAAUCUCCCGUACAAAGUGAUUUUUUUUCCUUGGUUGUUUUAAAUAUUUUGUUAUUGGUUAAAAAAAAAGCACAUUACCUCCAUUCAAACUUGUUUCAUGGUUGUAUUUCACAUACAGUUUCAUGUCAUGUGUUGCCAAUAGAAAAAGACAAAUGUUCAUUAUAGGUCAUUUUUUUGGGCUGUAAUGACAAAAAUAAUAAAUGUUUUGUGGAUUUGAAAGGAAGAAAUCUACUUCUAUUCUUUUCAUUGGAUGAACAGUUAAAUGAAAUUAUAUGAUGAAUUGGGAUUGUGAGGAAGGGGCUUUCACUCAGACAACAUUUCAUUUAAAUAUGUCAAAAACAUCAGUGGGUGUGCGGGUGGGGGCCAUGCAUUCAUCCCGUUUGUGGCUCUUGCUUUUCUUACAAAAAAAAAAAGAGAGACCCCUUUUCGAAAGGGCCUAUGAGGGAAAACUUGGUGGUUUGUAAUUGAAAAUGGACAAUAUCCCCCAUAAGCUCUUUAGAUUUUGUGGAGCGAAUUACGGGGACUUUCGUUGCUAAUUUGUAGCAGCAUUUUCAUUGGGGCUCCUAAUCCAGCGUUUGUUGAUGUUGUCAGCGAGGACCCCCGGGGACUCAAUGCGCGCACAGCGAGGUGUCCCCCUUUGGCGGGCCCAGUGCAGCCACACACGCAUUUAGGAGUCUUGAAAAGCAAAGUUGUCAAAGGGCCCUCGCGUUUGCAAAGGGGCCGCUUUCAUGUCAUCGGCGUUGUCUGGGAACACGAAUGAAAAAGAAGCAGUUGGGGGGAACCCCCCGAAACAGGCCCAGUGGUCUUUUUUGAACCGAGCAUGUUUGUGGACAGAGGAGCUUGCAAGCGAGGAUUUGGCUUUUGUGCGCAAACGUGCGGACAAAUUAGUUUGCGGGUGUUUUGACACGUGAUUAUUGCGGAUGAAAGGCGAGGGAGCGAUGACCCGUCUUGUCCGUCCUGUGGCGCAACAUCGGCGCUUUUCAAAGGCUUUGAAACGAAAACCAACACAUGUUCGCUUCUUUAGUUUGCAAGCACAGUUCUGCUGCUGGAGCAAAAUGGACCAAUGAGACGCGUUUUCUUUUGCAUCCUCCUCCCCUCCAAA
Molecule: messenger RNA, 3013 nt
Organism: Hippocampus comes (tiger tail seahorse)
Lineage: Eukaryota; Metazoa; Chordata; Actinopteri; Syngnathiformes; Syngnathidae
Gene: foxd2
Product: forkhead box D2
Exons: 1
Coding region: 440-1513 (357 amino acids)
Biological process (GO): cell differentiation; regulation of transcription by RNA polymerase II; anatomical structure morphogenesis
Molecular function (GO): RNA polymerase II cis-regulatory region sequence-specific DNA binding; DNA-binding transcription factor activity, RNA polymerase II-specific
Source: RefSeq, a predicted model, not a curated record